CCAAACGUUCUGUUAGAUUUUUUCCCUAUCUUUACACAAUUUACCAAAAACUAUAAUAUUUAAUAAUCGUUUCAAUAAAAAACAAACCCUUUUGCAUAUAAAUUCCCUUUUACGGCUAUUAAAGCAAAAAUAAAAUACAAAUUAUCGUUUAUUAGAAUAUUUUCCCAUUUUGGAGGAUUCCGCAUUUUGUAUUGGGAAUCACUGUGACGUGGUUUUACUGUACGAGGUUCAAGGGGAUCAGUAAUCGGUAAAAAGGAGAUCUAUAAGAGGCUAAAUCGAACCUAAUAUUUUUAAAUACGUCUCAGUCGAAUUGUCUUUAAGCUUUAUUAUUUUAAUCCGCUGCUAUAACCGCGGGAUCACUUGAUAAUUCAAUUAAUUUAAUUAAGCGGGGCACUAUUUUCCAUUGCACGCCUCGUUUUCGGUAUUGUCGCUUUUUGAAAUACAGCUACAAACGGAUAUUUUUCUCCUAUAUAAUUGAAUUACUAUUAUUACUUAAUUAAAUUACCCACGGAGCGACGUUUUUCUUUCACUCUGUUCACUGAGAAAUCAAUGCACGUCGACUGAAUUUGGAAUAUGAGAUGGCCAGGCUUGUAGCGAAUUUAAUUAUAUAUUUAUGUCUGCUGUGUAGUAUUAUCAAAGCUAAUGAGAGUGGUGAUAGCAAUGUUCAGGAUACAGCGGCUAAGGUGGUUUAUAAGACACCCGAAAUUUCUGGAUUCGCAUAUUUAGUAGAGACCUUCGACAACGAGGAGAAGUUUAAGAAAUCUUGGGUCUUGUCAGAAGCCAAGAAAGACUCUGUUGAUGAAGAUAUAGCGAAAUAUGAUGGAAUUUGGUCCAUAGAAGAACCUAAAGAGCAUGCGCAAGAGGGAGAUCUGGGGCUAGUUCUUAAGAGUAAAGCUAGACAUGCUGCUAUAUCCACUACAUUAUCCAAACCAUUUUACUUCGGUGAUAAUCCAUUAAUUGUACAAUACGAAGUAAAUUUUCAAGAAGGCCAAGAAUGUAGUGGGGCUUAUUUGAAAUUGCUUACCCUGGAUGCAGAGCAUCAAGAUUUAAAGAAAUUCCAUGAUAAAACUCCCUAUACUAUAAUGUUUGGUCCUGAUAAAUGUGGAAACAAUCACAAGCUGCAUUUUAUCUUUCGACAUAAAAACCCUCUCAAUGGUUCGAUAGAAGAAAAACACUGUAAGAAACCUAGAGAGCGCUUGGAAGAUUUUUUCAAAGACAAGCAGUCUCACCUAUAUACUUUGAUCAUUCGUCCAGAUAAUAGUUUUGAAAUCAAAGUCGAUAAUAAGGUAGUAAAUUCUGGAUCUUUGCUGGAUGAUUUCACUCCACCAGUCAAUCCACCUUUGGAAAUAGAAGAUCCUACUGAUGUUCAGCCAGAAGAUUGGGAUGACAAGGAAAAGAUCCCUGACCUAUCAGCUGUUAAACCAGACGAUUGGGACGAAGAUGCUCCAGCACAAAUCGUCGAUGAAGACGACAUCAUGCCUGAAGGAUGGCUCGAAGACGAAUCACCUAUGAUUCCCAAUCCUGACUCUGUAAAACCUGAAGAUUGGGAUAUUGAAAUGGAUGGAGAAUGGGAACCUCCAGAAAUUCCAAAUCCAAAGUGUGCAGAUGCACCAGGAUGUGGACCAUACAAGCAAAAGAUGAAAAAGAAUCCUCGAUACAAGGGCAAAUGGUCACCACCCUUGAUUAACAAUCCUAAUUAUAAAGGCAAAUGGAAGCCAAAACUAAUUCAUAAUCCUAAUUACUUCAAUGACCAACAUCCAUUCCGGAUGAUGCCUAUUUUUGCUGUGGGCUUUGAACUUUGGUCGAUGUCUACGGACAUUCUCUUCGAUAAUAUUCUUGUUGCUGAUGAUGAAGAAGUAGCAAGAAAAUGGGCGGAAGAUACAUUCGAAGUACGUCGGGCUAGAAUCGAGAAGGAGAGUGUAACUUUAUGGGGUCGCAUAUUAAAAGUAACAAAUUAUAAACCAGGCUGGUGGGUGUUGUAUUUUAUAUACUGUGCAGUACCAGUUGUAUUAUAUAUUUGGUAUCUUCUGAAACGAGUUCGUGAGUAUAGUGUAUGGCAUCAGGUUGGCGUAUUUGCUGCGGAACAUCGCUGGAUAUGCGGUACAUGUAUAAUAAUUCCUGGCUUCGCCAUAUUGCUAAUAAUAUAUUACUGCUGCUUAGCUUCUCAGGAUAAAUAUGAUGUAAAAGAUGAAGAUAAACAACCUUUAGAAGCAAAUGAACAAACAGUACAGAAGCAAGAAGAAACAGAAAAUCAGCUACCUAAUACUGAAGCAGAGGAAGAAACUGAAAAGUUAAACGAAAAUGAAGAAAUAAUAGAAAGUGAAGAUAAUGAUAACCCAGCAAUAGGUGGUGAUGGACCACGACGAAGAAAACCAAACAAAGACUAGAAUGAAUUAAGAUUAUAUGAAAGGAAUUCGUACUACUAAGGUAUUUAUGCAACACUCACAUUCCACUUGACACUUGCAUUGUAAACGUUAGAAUUUUUCUCAGUAUCUAAUUAUAUAUUAUAAAAUGUCACUAGAAGCCAGAUUUUUAUCUAAAAAUUAGAUAUUUUGUUCUCAUGUGUAAUUUUUCAUUAAGUCAUACUUUUUAAGCAAAAUAAUUUUCACAUUGAAGCAUGUUUCUCACGCGUAUGAGUGAUACAAGUACUUCAAAAAAAAAAAGAAAACAGUUUUGUAAGAAUGAUGUUUGAUGUAAUUAUUUAUGUCUUAAUACUAUGUAGCAAUUUAACUUUUGUUAUUGUAUAUUAAGAAAAAAAAGACGAAUAAUAGAAUAGAUUUAUUCACAGUUUCUGUAUAACAGAGCGGAUGACGUGUCUUUUUUAGAAAGUUCGUUGCUUGUGUCCAAUAAUGUUUUACACACAAUCCAUAUAGAAUUUGUUAUUUAAUAUUACCAGUUAAUAUUUUUCAUAGGCAUGUAUUAUAUUAUUCAAUGUAACGAUUUUUCUUAAAUAAUGUUUCAUUCCUUUGCUAUUAUGUUAAUAAAGUAUGCAAUGUGACUGAAAUAAUUUUAUGUAUUAUAUUAUGUUGUAUUAUUUAUAAGUGAUAAGUCUGAAAUUGUUUAAAAAUAAUCAAACAAGUAGAUUCUGAAAAUCCUUUUCCUCCGUGUUCACAACAAAAACAAAGUAAAUUUCUAUUUAAAUUUACGAAAAAAUCAACACUUUUUAAAACAAUUCAACUAAAUUAUGCUAUUAUCUAUUUCAUUAAAAAAGUAAAAUUAAAAAGAAGAUUACAUUGAUAUAAUAUAUUAUAUAAUAUUUACAUUGAUAUAAGCAAAUGUAAAAUAGUUAAAUUUUAUUUUUGGGAGACUCCGUUUCUGACCUUAAAAACAAAACAUUGCGUUUUGUGAUCUGCAUAUCUUAUAAUAGAAGUAUAAAAAAAACAGUCUUAUUUAAAAAGGUAUGAUUGUAUACUAUUAGAAGAAUAGUUAUUAUAAUACAAUUUGCGGUGGAUCAUUAAAAUAAAAUUGUUUUUAUUCGUAA
Bombus huntii is the source of this 3481-nucleotide messenger RNA. RefSeq names its product calnexin-like. Gene Ontology annotation, cellular component: endoplasmic reticulum; endoplasmic reticulum membrane. The record is from RefSeq and is a predicted model, not a curated record. Bases 579 to 2387 code for a protein of 602 amino acids. Gene Ontology annotation, biological process: protein folding. NCBI's taxonomy places the organism in Eukaryota, Metazoa, Arthropoda, Insecta, Hymenoptera, Apidae. Gene Ontology annotation, molecular function: calcium ion binding. The transcript is spliced from 10 exons.